AUGCGCAUUCGCAGUACACUUGCGGUCAGACGCAACACCCGCGCAUAUUCACCACAAAGCUCUCUGCCCAAAGGAUUUAAUAGUCCGCAAGCUGUUGCAGAUGCUGUUUCAGCAGCUGUAGCUGCUGAAAAGACUAUCACGGUCAGUGCAAGUCAAGGCAAGAGCCAAGCACUAGCAGAACCAGGUCAAUUUACGCGAUUGGAACGUCGUCACUUGGAUGGCGAUAUUAUUUCGACCAAAAGGAUGACAGUACAACAGUUAAUGUAUCCAAAAAAUACUUUGGACUGGCAAUUAAUCAAACCGGAACAUUUUCAAAAUGUACCGAUUAUAAAAGACUGGAAAUCUGGACUGAAGAAAUUACAGGAACAAAUUGGGAUUGAGUUUCAAGACAUUACAUUGCUGCAAAGUGCAUUGACUCACCAUGGAUGUCUUCCAAAUAAUGCUGUACCAACGGAUGUUCCAGUAGUGCGCUUAUCAAAUCGCAGCUUGGAGUUCCUAGGAGACUCACUGGUGGGUGCGGCAGCAGCAGCAUAUGUGUUUCAGAUGCUGCCAAGACAUCAAGAAGGUCAACUCUCACGUGCCAAGUCCGCACUCGUGAAUAAUAAUACAUUAUCAAAGAUAGGUGCAGAUUUAGGGAUUACAGAUCUACUCCUUUGGCCACCUGGAUUUGAUGUGGCAAAUGGUUCACCGCUGGCUGUAAAAGGACGAGUGACAAUCGCAGCAGGCGCUGUAGAAUCAGUCAUUGCGGCGAUUUAUCUAGACCAGGGUAUGGAAAUCGCGAUGGACUUUGUGACAAAGCACAUUCUUCCUCGUGCAGUUGAGUAUGCUACUCGUGACGUCAUUUGGGAACCUGUUGUUGAAUUGCAGAAUCUGUUACAAGGACAUUAUUAUGGACAGCCUAUAUACAAGUAUCUUCCAGCACCUGGAAGCGCGUCUGAGUUUACUGUCGAGCUUUAUGUCAAAGGACGGUCGAUACUGAAGGCAAAUGGAGCAUCUUACAAAUUAGCGCGAACUCGUGCUGCUGAAGUUGCUUAUUGGCAUUUUGAAAAAUUACUUGGACCCGCGCCGUAA
Molecule: messenger RNA, 1071 nt
Organism: Plasmopara halstedii
Lineage: Eukaryota; Oomycota; Peronosporomycetes; Peronosporales; Peronosporaceae
Product: ribonuclease iii
Exons: 4
Coding region: 1-1071 (356 amino acids)
Biological process (GO): regulation of gene expression; rRNA processing
Cellular component (GO): nucleus
Molecular function (GO): double-stranded RNA binding; ribonuclease III activity
Source: RefSeq, a predicted model, not a curated record